Naumovozyma dairenensis CBS 421 is the source of this 531-nucleotide messenger RNA. It is a transcript of the gene ATG31, whose product is annotated as Atg31p. NCBI's taxonomy places the organism in Eukaryota, Fungi, Ascomycota, Saccharomycetes, Saccharomycetales, Saccharomycetaceae. The record is from RefSeq and is a predicted model, not a curated record. The coding region runs from base 1 to 531 and encodes 176 amino acids. Gene Ontology annotation, biological process: autophagy. The transcript has a single exon. Gene Ontology annotation, cellular component: phagophore assembly site.
AUGGCUUAUUUAAACGUGACAGUAUUUGAUAAAAAUGUUGUUCAUUCUCUGACUAAUGAAAUCGAAAACUCAUCAUCACCAGAAUGUAAUACUAAUGCCAUGUUCCCUACUAAAAUAAAGUACAUUUUCGAGGAAGACGAGAAAGAACAAGAGGGAGAAGGAAGAGACCAAAAUAUCGAGGAAGGGCGUACACCUGGUUCUGGAACAAAAAUUGAUAAAGCUAUAUUAGGUACUAGUGUUUCUAAGAGUGGAAAUGAUGAGAUAGAGAAUGUCAUUAUCAUUGAUUUGAAUGAAGAUAGAACCAUUCAAAACAUUUCAUUAAUUAGUGAUAAUUAUGAAAUUUUAGACUACAGCAAGGAACAAGAAUCAAAGGAUUCUAGACAUGAGUUUUUUAGUGAUGACAUAGAACUGAAUGUUCUUUCAAAAUUCUGCGACCUGGAGCCAUAUACAAAAGACGUGCCGCUGGAUGACAUGGUUAAUCUUUAUAGGAAACAAACUGAACAACUUCAAAUAUUAUCAGACAAUAUAUGA